Messenger RNA from Monopterus albus (swamp eel), 1753 nucleotides. Its product is annotated as potassium voltage-gated channel subfamily V member 2. The record is from RefSeq and is a predicted model, not a curated record. Gene Ontology annotation, cellular component: voltage-gated potassium channel complex; membrane. Gene Ontology annotation, biological process: potassium ion transmembrane transport; action potential; protein homooligomerization. Gene Ontology annotation, molecular function: delayed rectifier potassium channel activity. The coding region runs from base 1 to 1617 and encodes 538 amino acids. Lineage: Eukaryota; Metazoa; Chordata; Actinopteri; Synbranchiformes; Synbranchidae. The transcript has 4 exons.
AUGGAGACUAUGAAGCCCAAGGUGAAAGUGCUAAAAAAGAGUCGCUCCAGUCUUUUUGCAACCAUAAAACGGGAAAUGAGCUUUGCACAAAGCACUGAAGAACAGGAGAGUGAAUUUCCAUUUUCACAGGACAGUUCUGUGAAACCAUGGACAUCUAUGGACAACCUUGAUACUCCUGGUGGGAUAAAAAGUGCAAAAAAGAAUCAGAGCAAAGAGAAACCAAAGCCAAGGCAAUCAAACAUUGUCAACCUCAAUGUGGGUGGAAAGGUGUUUCACAUCCCGAAACAUUUGGUCCUCCGACAUCCAAAAACGCGGAUUGGUGUCCUUGCCCUUUGUAACGAUCCUGUCAAGUGUCUGACGCUCUGUGAUGAUUACAAUGUUCAGAACAAUGAGUUCUUUUUUGACAGGGAUCCCAUGUUUUUCCAUUAUAUAUUCCACUUUUAUUGCAGUAAUGUCCUGUGGGUGAUGGAUAGUCUCUGCCCUGUCAACUUUGAGGAAGAGAUGUCAUUCUGGGGGCUGAAACUAAAGGACACUCCAAGGUGCUGUCGCAUUAAGUUUGAGGAGAAACUGGAUGACAUCAGAGACCAACUGAAGGUCAACCAGGAGCUGCUUGAUGAGAUUAAGCCUCACCAGGAUGAUGAGGGCUACAAGACUAUGUUUCUUGGAGGCUUUCGGAAAGCCCUCUGGGAUCUGAUGGAGAAUCCUUACUCCUCAAUGUCAGCCAAAGCCUUUGCUGUGUUUUCAAGUCUCUUUGUGGUUAUCUCUAUUGUUGCCAUGACAAUGAAUACAGUGAAAGAACUCAGUGGCUAUAAACUCUCUGGCAAAACCUACAUGGAGUGGGUAGAGAUUGGUUCCAUCCUCUUCUUUACCUUGGAGUACUUUUUGCGCUUAGUCACCACAUCCAAUGUCAAACAUUUUGUGAAGAGUGCCCUCAACUUUGUUGAUGUGGUGGCUGUUAUGCCCUACUUUGUCCAGAUCCUUUUUGAGGCAUUUGUUAUAGAUACAGAAGACCACAGUGCACAGGAAGAUUGGAAAACCAUGGAAAGGGUCAGUAAAGUCAGCAAGGUGCUCAAGGUGGUCAAGUUGAUGCGCAUCUUCCGUAUCUUGAAGCUUGCCCGUCAUUCAACAGGCAUGAGAGCAUUUGGAUUCACUAUCCGGCAGUGCUCUGAGCAGGUAUGCUGUCUAUUUUUGUUCAUUGCGAUGGGCAUCUUCACCUUCUCUGCUCUGAUGCACUCUGUGGAGGUGGAUCAGCCUGGGACACCGUUCAGCAGCAUACCAGAUGCCUGGUGGUGGGCUGCGGUGAGCAUCUCUACUGUGGGCUAUGGUGAUGUUGUCCCAAUCUCUUAUCUUGGUCGCUGUGUGGCAUUUAGCUGCAUUUCUUUUGGCAUCAUCCUCAAUGGCAUGCCUAUCUCCAUUCUGUUCAACAAGUUUUCUGACUACUACGCCAAACUGAAAGAACAGGAAUUUACAUUUUCAAACACUGAGCGCGCCUUCCAGCUGAGGAAACGCCUGAGGCGCAGGUUUGACAGCUGCUUUGAGCCACAGCCAGAGGAUUCUGAUGAUGAAAUAUACUAUUGGCCCAGUGGAAGGAAAUCUAUCAGUGAAAGUGAGGAUUGAUAGAAGCUGCCUAGUUGUGAACUUUCUAACCCUAAACAACCUUUUCACUCAUGACUCUAGAAAGUGUAAAACCCCACCUGCCUCCAACUCUGAGCCUGUGUGAUUUAAGAUAAACAAUCUAAGUGGGAAAUGGAGA